AUGUCCAAAGACAUAAAUGGGCACGUUAUCGUCACACUCGGAAUACCAGCGCGCGGCGGCGUUGAGGCAGCCUUGUCGCGCGGGGCAGGGGGGCGGCACUCCCGCGCAACCUGUUGCCUCCGUCACUCCUCGCGGCUAGAGCCUCGCCCGCGCAUGUUUGCCGCUCAUACGCAAACAUCUAGUGAUGUGCUCCUAGAUAAUGACCAACAAGAUGACAACGAUGUGUGGUGCCAAAGAAAAUGA
Arctia plantaginis is the source of this 243-nucleotide messenger RNA. The record is from the annotation of a GenBank genome assembly. Lineage: Eukaryota; Metazoa; Arthropoda; Insecta; Lepidoptera; Erebidae.